ACCAGGUCCGGUUACCUUCCGGUGAACUCCACCACUGGCUCAGCCAUUUUCUACACCUUCUAUGAAGCACAGACACCCACUUCACCCCUCUCUCAAACCCCACUUCUCAUUUGGCUCCAGGGCGGCCCGGGCUGCUCAUCCAUGAUUGGUAACUUUCUUGAACUCGGCCCUUGGCGGGUUAACUUUUCUCACACGCAAAACGUCGAACACCUUGGCCUUGAACCCAAUUCAGGCUCUUGGAAUCGCAUCUUUGGCCUUCUUUUUGUUGAUAAUCCCAUUGGAACCGGAUUUAGUUUUGCUGCAACUGAAGAAGAAAUCCCAAGAGAUCAAUUUUCCGUUGCUGAGCAUCUUUUCAUAGCGAUUUCUGGGUUUCUUGAAUCUGAUCCAUUGUUUAAAACUAGACCGGUUUAUUUUACUGGUGAAAGUUAUGCAGGAAAGUAUGUUCCUGCAAUUGGGUACUACACUUUGAAGAAGAAUCUGAACUUGCCAGAGUCAAAAAGAGUGAACUUGCAAGGAGUUGCAAUUGGGAAUGGAUUAACAGACCCAGAAACCCAAAUCACAACUCAUGCUGUAAAUGCUUAUUUUUCAGGUUUGAUCAAUGAGAGGCAAAAGAGUGAAAUUGAAAAGGCUCAAUGGGAGGCAGUUAAGUUAGUUAAAACGGGGAAUUGGAGUGAGGCAACAAAUGCUAGAAAUGGGGUCUUGAAUUUGCUGCAAAACAUGACAGGUGUAGCCACAUUGUAUGAUUACACUAAGCAGAUUCCUUAUCAAACAAGUUUGGUGACAACGCUUUUACAAAUUGAAGAGGUGAAAAAGGCCUUGGGGGCCAAAGAAAGCAUAGUUUUUGAUGAAUGUAGUGAUGUUGUGGGGGAUGCUUUGCAUGAAGAUGUGAUGAAGAGUGUGAAAUACAUGGUGGAAUUCUUGGUGAAGAACAGUAAGGUGUUGUUGUAUCAAGGGUUCUUUGAUUUGAGAGAUGGGUUGGUGUCAACUGAGGCUUGGAUGAAGACAAUGAAAUGGGAAGGAAUUGAGAAGUUUUUGAUGGCUGAAAGAAAGGUUUGGAGGGUGAAUGAAGAGCUUGCUGGUUAUGUGCAGAAAUGGGGAGGUUUGAGCCAUGCUGUGGUGUUGGGUGCUGGCCAUUUUGUGCCUACUGACCAAUCAUUGAGAUCUCAGGCAAUGAUUGAGAAUUGGGUUAUUGAAAAGGGUGUGUUUGGCAAUGAUUUAGAGCAGCCAUUGUCAGACAAUUUCACAGGAUCAGUCUAGAAUUUGCUCUUCUUGUAUGGAUUUGUAGUCUUUUAUGUGCGUUGUAUUUUAUGUGGGUUGAAUAAAAUACCUUUUAU
Messenger RNA from Pistacia vera, 1334 nucleotides. RefSeq names its product serine carboxypeptidase-like 50. Gene Ontology annotation, biological process: proteolysis. The transcript has 2 exons. The coding region runs from base 142 to 1257 and encodes 371 amino acids. Gene Ontology annotation, molecular function: serine-type carboxypeptidase activity. The record is from RefSeq and is a predicted model, not a curated record. NCBI's taxonomy places the organism in Eukaryota, Viridiplantae, Streptophyta, Magnoliopsida, Sapindales, Anacardiaceae.